Messenger RNA from Solanum stenotomum, 809 nucleotides. Its product is annotated as F-box protein PP2-B10-like. The transcript is spliced from 4 exons. The record is from RefSeq and is a predicted model, not a curated record. The coding region runs from base 45 to 779 and encodes 244 amino acids. Lineage: Eukaryota; Viridiplantae; Streptophyta; Magnoliopsida; Solanales; Solanaceae.
UUGCUGAGUCUUUUUCCAAACACGAGAAAAAAUAUAAAGAUGAUAUGGAGAAAAUUCAAAGAUGGAGGGAUGCAUUUGCUGAGUCUGGGAAAAUAGUAGGGCACCAUUUGCAAAAUUACAAGGAUGAGGCAGAUUGCAUCAAAAAGGUUGUUGACGAACUAAUGUCAUCAUUACAUAUUAAAUCUGAUGACGAUGAUGACGCUGGCGAUCGGGGCGUGGACGCUAAAUCUCCAAUUCUUAUUGAUGAAGGGAAAAUGAGUUUUUCACGAGAUAAGAAAACGGGAAAGAAAUGUUUCAUGAUAGCAGCAAGAGGACUUGAUAUUGAAUGGAGUAAUACACCAGACUAUUGGGAAUGGUUACCUCACUCUGACUCCAGAUUCGGGGAAGUGGCAAAACUCAAGUGGGUUUGUUGGCUUGAUAUUCGAGGCAAAAUUGAAACUCGAAGACUAUCAAAAAGAACCAAAUAUGUUGCUUAUCUAGUGUUCAAAUUGGAAGAUAAAUUCCAUGGCCUGGAAACCGUUAAUGCAGUUGUUAGAUUUGUUGAUUCUAUGAGCGUAAAAGAAGCAGAACAACGAGCUAGUGUUGUACAUUUUGCAGGACGAGGACCUAGAGAGACACUACCCUUCAAAAGAGGUGAUGGAUGGAUGGAAUUAAAAAUGGGAGACUUUUUCAAUGAUGCAGGAGAAGACGGAGAUGUUGAUGCGCGAUUAAUGGAGACUCAACGUCUCGAAGCAAAAGGUGGCCUCAUUGUUCAAGGAGUGGAGUUUCGUCCCGAAUGAAGAAGAGAAGAAUCCUCCUCUUACUAUGCC